AUGAAACACCAAGAAGAGGAUCAGGAUGACUCGGAUUUCAUUCCGAUCGCCAAUACGAUCAUUUUGGAAUAUUUGCUUGAACAUUGCGGAUCAGUUGCCAACGCACUUUUAAAACAACUUGAAACGAAUUAUAUCUUGGACGAUGUUUUUAUUCGUGUACGACUAUUGGUUUCACAAUUUAGAGAAUUACCUGAUGUAUUGAAUAGCACUCCCGAUGAAUUUGAUAAACGUUUGAACAAGUUAAUGAAAUCUUUACGAGAUCUUCUUUCCGAUAUUAGUGAUGAGGAUUUUGGAAAUAAGAUCUUUGUGUUGGCAAGUUUUGAUAAAAAACCGUUUGAAGCCAAAUUAGACAAGUGGGAAAAAAAGCUCAAGGCUUGCCCCCAGAACAACAAUAAGCAAAAACAAGCGGCACUUGAAGGACUGAUCAAUAAUAUAGACAAGCUUCAUGCAUGUCUUCCUCAACAAGUACGAAUGAUAAAUAUACUGAAAGAUUGUCCCAUGAUUGUUCAGCAACUACGGAAAGCUUCCAAAGUUUCAUCUAAUACAUCAACAUCAGCAAACUCAGAGACACCGGAAUCAUCUCAUAGGAAAGAUGACAAUGACACACAAACUCAGACUCGGCAGCAACAAUCAGUUGUAACACCAAAGAAGAAACUUAAACAAACUGUGUUAACACCUUUCACACCUCAGCAGAAAGAAGAAACCACCUUUGUGGAAGUUGUCACAAUUUCACAAUCUUCCACAAUUUCAUCAGUGAAGGAAAGAACAGCAGAAAUCGGAGACAUGGAUACAACAUGUGGAAUGAGCAGUUUUGAAAAAUCUACUUCCAAUGUGAUGGAUUACAACCAAUUCAUACUCAACAGAACUAAAAAAAAGGAUGAUGUGAAAUAUCAAGCCAUGGUUCAAGUAUUGGAAGAAACAAUGGAGGAUGAUGAAGCAAGCAUUACUACUGAAAAUGAAUAUGAGUCUGAUGAACCAGAGACUAUUCUCGAAAUUGAGUCAAGUGAAGAGGAGCGAAAAAAGCGACCAAGGAGAACAAGAAAACCUAAGAAAGAACGACUGAAUCCAUCAGUAGCUAGGUCAAUAAUUAGGGAAUCAGCGUCAACACCAAAAAAACCAAGUAGAUUUUGGACAGAGCUAGAGGUGAAAGCGUUAGAAUCAGGCUAUGAGGAAUUUGGAAAUGAUUGGGAAAGAAUCCUUAUUGAAUAUAGAGACAUUUUCCAUGAAUCAAGAAAUCCUUCUGCCCUUAAAGAGCGUUUCAGUCGAGCCUUAGCUCCAAAAUUUAGGGAAAAGUAUGGUCAUGUGGAAUUGUAA
Naegleria lovaniensis is the source of this 1314-nucleotide messenger RNA. RefSeq lists its product as uncharacterized. The coding region runs from base 1 to 1314 and encodes 437 amino acids. Lineage: Eukaryota; Heterolobosea; Eutetramitea; Acrasida; Naegleriidae. The record is from RefSeq and is a predicted model, not a curated record. The transcript has a single exon.